AGUGAUGUUACAAGUAGCUAGUUGAUGUGUUAUUGGAUUUGUCAGUGGCUAUUCACAGCAGAUGCAGAUAUGGCAACAUUUGGAUGAUAAUACUGCACAGAGAACGUAUCAGCCUCGAUUUUUCAAACCAUCCGGUAUUGGAACUAAAGGCGUUUUUGGAGAAUUGUUAGCUCGACGUGGCUAGCUGUUGCUGUGUAGCCAAACAUACAUCAAUUUAAAAAAUGUCGAGCUCAACUCUGUUCCAGGGCAAAUUGGUGUCAAUUAUGGAGAUACUUGUUAAUUCAGCAGUGACGGAUAUUUGCAGGUUAGUAGACGACGGCGCUGCAGUGUUGCAUUUCGAAAUUUCCCGAAGCAAAUCAGAAAAUGAAAACCUCAGGUUGAAAUUGCAGUUAAUGGAAAGAGAGUUGCAAACAGUGAGAAAGGCUAAGAAGACAGUGAACUCUGUUGGAACUCAGUGUGUGGACCUCGGUGGGCGCCAGGAGAUAUCCACCACGAUUAAGCAAGAACAACACAGCAAUCUUCAAGAGGAGAAGGGGGAAAGGAUAGUUGCUCUACCCCAAUUGAUACAUGGCCAACUCACCAAUGAACCAUCCCUAAACCAUCACCAGGAAUCCAUCACAAGACAUCACAGGAAUGCUAACUUUACUCAGGUCAACAGUCAUCAGUCUGGAAGGCCAGCAGAGGGACCUAAUGGCGUGACGGAGUCAAAUGUUGGAGGAUACAGUUCAGGAAGGAACUGUCGAUCACUGCCUCAAAGUGACACAACUCACAGGGACCACAGCAGUUUGCCACUCAAGUCUGAGAACAAGUCGAGUUGUGAACAGGAUGGCAAAUAUGAUCACAGUGCACAUCAACAGGAAGUUCAACCGCCAUAUCACCAGCAACAGCAGCAGGUCGCCUUCUCUCCCUCAGAGCAGUUCUCCAACCUGAAAGACAGGACUGCCCUCUCAUCAGAUGUGUGUGAGGUGGAAUAUGAACUGAAUGAGGAAGACUGCCAUCAGGAUGGCCGGGACAGUAGGCCUACUAGGUCGAUACAAGAUGUCAGUACUAGACAUCAAACGAGACUCAAACAGGAGUCUGAUACAGAGGGGAACAUUGGUGGGCAACAGUCAGUGCAUGCCCCUGCCCCUGCCCCUGGUUCUUUAGACAUUUCACCACAGUGCCUUUAUCAAACUUCUUCUCAGUUGACCUUUGCUCUCCAUGAAGCCACCGGUUGUGGUGGUGGAGUUGGAGGAGGGGGGUCUGCCACAGCAGCUGGCGUGCUAGACCCUUCUGGGCCGACGGCGGCUCGUCCGCACGUGUGCCCGCAGUGCGGCCGCGGGUUCGCCCACACGCACGUGCUGAAGCGCCACCUGGUGGUGCACUCGGGCCUGCGCCCGCACCCGUGCGGCUACUGCGGCAAGCGAUUCGCCCUGCGCGACAGCCUGCGUCGCCACCAGCGCAUCCACACCGGUGAGCGGCCCUACGGCUGCCACCUGUGUGGAAAGCGUUUCACGCAGCGCACGCACCUCAACAUACACCUGUCCGUGCACACUGGCAUACGGCCCUUCACUUGCACGCACUGUGGGCGGAGUUUCACGCAGACGCACGUCCUACGCAGGCACAUGCGGGUGCACGCUGCGGAGGGGCUGCCGUUUUAUCAGGAGGACACGUGAAGUGUCCAGCGUUGGGAUGUUAGGUGUUCAGAGUCCAGAUUACUGGUAGCUUCUGGAAACUUACAGAGUAAUUCAAUUGCUAUAUACAUGUCUAAUAUGAGGAAAAUGAGAAAUUAGAUGCUUUUAUAUGAGUAAGCACACUUGCUAGGGCUGUAUCGAUAUUGUAGCGAACCGAGAAUAUGAGACAUGCACGAUACUGAUCACGAUACUGUAUCAGGGGCAGAGAAGGCAGUAUCGUGAUGCACCCUUUCAAGGUGCUGUUACCCUUUAGUCCAGAAAACAACCACAUGAUGUGAUGUGAUGGUACUUUCAAACUUCAAAUCAUCAUCAUUAUUAUUAUUAUUUUAAAUGUUUAUUAUUAGUAGCAUCUUGUAACAUAUUCUACCAAUAAACUACCAUAGUUUUAUUUAUGAUUUUAUUUUAUAAUGUUGGCAAAUGUGAAGAAAAAAAAAUCAAUUGAUUUUAAAAGCUAUCUUGAAAAAAACGUGGGGUAACUUAUAUCGAACUGUUGGUCAAAGUCUGUGAUACGAACCAAAUCGUGAGUUGAGUGUAUUGCCCUAACACUAGCCUCUACAAUGUGUGUUGCUAUAUAAGCAUUGUAGAUGGAAUGCAUGUGUGUCUUACUCAUAUAUGAGGAAAAACAUUUGGGGCACUUUUAUAGCACAAUAUAAGACUUGUAUAAGCUUGUAUGAAUCAUUCUGUAAGUUUCCUCUUUUUGCAAGGGGGGUAUAGCUAUUUUAUGGACCAAUGCAGUUAAAGGUACAUCGCAGCCUCUGCCACGAGGUCUUUGGAAUUUUUCUUUAAACAGCUAAACUUCACUGAUUGACUGGAGCAAAAAGCCCACUAUAAACAACAUUGAAAGCAACAUUAUGUAAAUGUUGUUUAUUUGAGUCUAUUUCUAGUCAUGCAUAUUUUAGAUGAUGCCAUUUGGGGGGGACAAAAGGUUGAGACAAUUUACGCUUUAUGGUGUGAGAUGACAUUAACGGUGCAGUCGGCAAAUUCAAAUUCAAUUCAAAUUCUGUACAGAGGCGCGUUUUGCCACCAGGCAAGGCAGCAGCCGCUUGGGGGCCCCAAGCCCCUGGAUAUUGAAUUAUAGCCCACACUUUACCACAGUAGUGUCGAAUUUAGUUCAAAUGUUCAUUCUUUUGCAUUUUCUCUUGGAUCCCCCCCUAACCCUAGAAUCACCUCUGAUUCCGUAAUACAUUAAAUUAUGUUACAAAAAAAAUAAAUUCUACGGCUCCCUUCAA
Messenger RNA from Engraulis encrasicolus (European anchovy), 2902 nucleotides. Its product is annotated as zinc finger protein 467-like. Gene Ontology annotation, biological process: regulation of transcription by RNA polymerase II. The coding region runs from base 222 to 1655 and encodes 477 amino acids. NCBI's taxonomy places the organism in Eukaryota, Metazoa, Chordata, Actinopteri, Clupeiformes, Engraulidae. The transcript is spliced from 3 exons. Gene Ontology annotation, molecular function: DNA-binding transcription factor activity; RNA polymerase II cis-regulatory region sequence-specific DNA binding. The record is from RefSeq and is a predicted model, not a curated record.